CAGACAUAGAUCUGUCAGAGGCAAAAAAGAGAUGACAGCACUUUGAAGUGAGCAUCAGUUUUAUACUGUCAUUAUAGGGAAGCUGGAAUCAGGAUGGAACGAGCUUCAAACUGGGCAUGUGCGGACUCUGCCCCCUCCUGUAUUUAAAUGGAAGCCGCUGCUGCUGCCCUUUGCUAAGCUGGGGAUGGACUGAAGCAAUCUGAAGCUCUAGUGAGAAACUCUGCACUGGAUCUCACACUGUUCCAAAGAAUCUAACAACCUGCUUCGCGCACACACACACACACAAAGGCAAACUGGCUGACUUGAAUUCAGAGGACAGCUCUUCUUUCUUGGUUUUUGCUUAGAUUUUGUUCACCUAAACAAUCAGCCCAUCCAGAGGGGGAUCUCUUGUCCCUCUGAGGAAGCCAACAGCACCAAAAUUGUGGAGGCCUUCAAAGCUUGGAAUGACUCGGAAGCCAAUGCCUACACACUCAUGGAUCUGCCUCUUAGAGCCCCAACAAAGAUGACAGUGCAAGAUGUUCCUGAUGCCUUUCCUACAGUGGAUGUCCCAGACCAUGCCCAUUAUACGAUUGGAAUAGUCAUUCUUAUAGUGGGGAUCACGGGAACUCUGGGUAAUUUCCUGGUCUUCUAUGCUUUCUGCAGGACUAGGAGCCUUCGGACUCCAGCCAACAUGCUCAUCAUCAAUCUGGCUAUUAGUGACCUCCUGAUGUCCAUCACACAGUCUCCAGUUUUUUUCACCAACAGCCUCCACAAACGCUGGAUUUUUGGUGAGAAAGGCUGUGAGCUGUAUGCCUUCUGUGGAGCUCUCUUUGGCAUUACAUCUAUGAUCACUUUGAUGGUGAUUGCCUUGGACAGAUAUUUUGUCAUCACAAAACCUCUGGCUUCUGUUGGAGUGACAUCUAAGAAGAAGGCCCUAAUAAUCCUGGUAGGAGUCUGGCUGUACUCUUUGGCUUGGAGUCUCCCACCCUUCUUUGGAUGGAGUGCAUAUGUUCCUGAGGGGCUGCUGACUUCCUGUUCCUGGGACUACAUGACUUUCACCCCAUCAGUCCGCGCCUACACGAUGCUGCUUUUCUGCUUUGUCUUCUUCAUUCCUUUGAUUGCCAUCAUAUACAGCUAUGUCUUUAUAUUUGAGGCUAUCAAGAAGGCCAACAAGUCUGUUCAGACAUUUGGAAGCAAACAUGGAAAUAAAGAGUUCCAGAAACAGUAUAAGAGGAUGAAAAAUGAGUGGAAGAUGGCCAAAAUUGCACUGAUUGUCAUCUUGCUUUUUGUCAUUUCCUGGUCACCAUACUCUGUUGUUGCUCUGGUAGCUUUUGCUGGGUAUUCCCAUGCCCUAACACCCUUCAUGAACUCCAUACCAGCUGUGAUUGCCAAAGCUUCUGUCAUCCAUAACCCCAUCAUUUAUGCCAUCACUCACCCCAAAUACAGAAGAGCCAUUGCAACACAUGUUCCUUGCCUUGGAUGCCUACUGAGGGUUUCCCCCAGAGACUCACGAUCUUCCAGCAGUUAUUACUCCUCCAGACGAGCCACCGUAACCAGCCAGUCUUCUGAGACAAGUGGGCUGCAGAAAGGAAGAAGGAGACUGUCUUCUCUCUCUGACAGUGAAUCAGCCUGUACUGAAACAAGUACUCCAGACUUGCAAGUCUCCAGACUUGCCAGAAGACAGAUUCCCUAUGAAACGGGUAAAGACACAAUUCCAACUAGUGACAUAAGAGCCAAACCCGAACUGAAGAGCCAGGAUUCUGGGAUCUGUGAGAAGACAUCAGUAGAUGCUGAUGACAUAUUGAUGGUGGAAUUGAAUGUCAGAAUGGCUACACCUACUAAAACAUCUAAAAUGUGCAACCUGGAGGAAAUCAAGGAAGGUGAGAGCCUGAACAGUAUUGGACAAAGGAAAGGAGAGUCUUGCUAUGGAUCGUUGGCAGCUCAGAUACCCAGCAUUACAAUAACAUGCAGCAAUGUCCAAGGAGUAGAGCUGCCUUCUAGAUACAACUCUGGUUUCCUGUACCCUAAGAGCAACAGUCACAAGCAGAACAAGAAGCCCAACAGUUAAGUAAGUGAGUGGUGCAAGCCAGAAUAUCAUCCUAGCCAAUAGCUCUGGAACAUCUAUGGACUGACUGAAUCCAGAAUACCUUCCUGCAUUGUUCUGAAAUGCCUCAACAAAGACACAACACAAGACAAGCAAGGAGUAAAGCAGGAAGAGUGAUCUUUUCAGCAUCAGAACUCUCUCCAGUGGUUCAUGUCUUGAUCUGAGUCACACUGUAUUUUAUUAUUUCUUCUUUAUGCAGCUCAUGAAACAAUUUCUUUUGUUUGGAUUUUACUCUGCUCAGGUAUAUUCCACCACUACACAGACCUUACCUACAAGCCUCCUGGGAUUAACAUGAGAGGAAAGGGAAAUACGAUAUUCAAAACAGGCCUUUGUUCACUCAGUGUAGUUUAACUUCAAAGCUGUUGCAGAGGUGAAGCUGAGAGAUUUGGGGGAAACUGUACAUUACCUCCUGAAGGUGGUUUCUUCAUUACUGUGAAGUUUCUCAACCAAAAGAAAACUUAAUCACACAGUCAGUGCUCCCCUCUCUCAUUAAUGACAUGUUUUACCCCAUUUUCUUCUACAAUCCAAUGGAAAGGCAAUGCACUUGAGUGGUAAUUUAAAGUCUCAGAUCUUUAUUUUAAUUUCUGAGACUCCGGGGAAAGAGAAAGGGAUAACAGUUGAGGACAAAGCAAUGGUCCUUUCCAUCUUUUUCCAACAGUGGCUUCUUUUUCCAACAGUGGCUUAAGAGACCAGUUUAACCCAGUCUUAGCCAAUCUCCCCAGAGGUUCUGAUAUCUGCCUUCUGACACUUCAAAGUGGUUUACAUUUAGAUGUGCUUAUCUAAAGCAAAUCUUGGGAGGAGAAGGGUUAGUUCCUCAAAAGCAGCUGUUCUAGAGAUGUGUGGAAUCCACACCAUCCCCACUUUGGCAUUUCCAUUUUGCCCUUCUCUAAACAGCAGCAUUCAUAUAGGUGAGGGGUUUUCCCCACAGUGACUGAACCUAUGAGAUUGUAUUUAUUUCCCUUGAAAGGAAAGGAAAAGAGUUUUAUCAAAUAGUGAUUUUCAGCUUUCCCCUGGUGUUUCUUCUAGUGCAUAAGAAUAAAUGGACAAAUUUAAUUUGCAAAUCACAGCAGUCUACAUCACAAGAAUUAUGAGGAAUAGACAAUCCAAAGUGGGGAAACAGACCUUCUGAGCCCAAAAGAACAGGGCACAGAGCUAUUGAAACAGUUCUUCCCUACAGGCCCUCCAGCAGUUCUCCUGUUGGUUGCAAUAAUAGAAGGAACCCAGCAAGGAAUUUUAUCCUAAGUAAAUCAGUUCUUCCUUAUGUCAGAUCAGAAAAAGCUAUAAAAUCAAUAAAAAUGUAACCAGCUUAUUAUUUUGAGAGGGGAAAAAAUGUAAAUCAGUGGGUUCCAGAAGACUUGGGGCAUUGUUUUGAAGCAGACUUUUGGAAACUUACUUCAAACCAAGGUUUAUUAAAAGAAAGGCGAUUAAAACUAAAAAUAAAGGUGAUGAUGGCUUCUGCAGCAGAUGAAUGUUAGAUCAUGAAAAAGUGGGCUGUUCAGGCUGGUAAUAAACUACCAAAAGAAACACACUGUUCAAAAUCCACAAUGUUUUUAUGUAAAUAAAAUCAUAGGCAUUAGAGAUGGAAAGGAGCUAUUACAGUUUCUCCCUUCACCCACCACAGCCGGAUAUUGUCUCCCUGCAGAGGACAAUAUUAAACUGAUAAUAUAUAAAGCCAGCAAAAAGGAGAAAGAAGGGGGAAAACAUCUUCAAACAGGAAGUAUGUUCAAAGAUAUUCAUCAAGUCUAAGGAAUUCUAUUAUGACUUAUUGCUUGGGCUUUUAAAAUUGUUUAAAAACAUGAAGCAUAUAAUUCUUCCUUUGUCAUGAAGGCCUUUGACACUAGUGAAAAAUGGGAAGAAACAUUAGUAAGUGCUGCCUAUCUCAUAUGGGUCACAAAAGACUGAACCUGUCAAGAAAAAUAGGUCAAAGCUCACACAUGCUGUUUCAUGUGUUAACAAGGAGUGCAUGGUAUGUGUCAUUAAUAGCUAGAUCCUUUGCUCCUGUCAUGAUUUUGUUCCAAGCAGUAUUCUUGAAGACUACACUCUGCACACUUCUGCAUUCCCUUCCACUUUUAGAGGGCAUAAAAAGAAUACUUCCAUGGCUAGAAAAGCUUUACGAAUCCACAGCAUGUUGUUCUCUAUAUCCUUCAACUCCAACAUGUAUUAGAGAUUAGUUUGUAUCUAUAAAAAGAACUACAGCUGUUCGUGCUCAUCUACUUACAAGAGACUUGUAAAGCAUACAUUAAUUAGGGAGAAUUUGUUUGUGAGCACUUCAAAACCCUUGUGUGUACUCCCUGUGUAACGAACAGUUUUGCCUUCCCUUCACUCUGCUGAGACUAUAAAAGUAAUUUUGGGGAAAGCCUACAAAAUUCCUCUCACCUGAAUAUCUCUACAAGUGGUUCACACUGUAACUCCUGUGGCAUUUGGAAUAAAUCAUUAUUAGUUCAUAUUUCAUCUCA
Pseudopipra pipra is the source of this 4539-nucleotide messenger RNA. RefSeq names its product opsin 4 (gene OPN4). Gene Ontology annotation, biological process: cellular response to light stimulus; phototransduction; visual perception. NCBI's taxonomy places the organism in Eukaryota, Metazoa, Chordata, Aves, Passeriformes, Pipridae. Gene Ontology annotation, molecular function: G protein-coupled photoreceptor activity. Gene Ontology annotation, cellular component: plasma membrane. The coding region runs from base 473 to 2047 and encodes 524 amino acids. The record is from RefSeq and is a predicted model, not a curated record. The transcript is spliced from 12 exons.